AUGGAUGGUGAUGAUGGAAGCGGAACACGAGUCAACGGUUUCGCUAAACCGUUUCCCCCAAAACCACGUGAUGCGUCUACGGUAGCGACGCCGUCGAAUUCAACGCCCAAUGUUCAAGCUCCGCCUCCUGUUGUAGAUGCUCCCGAUAAAUAUUAUGUGCCCGGAGUUCGAGAUAAAUCAAAGUUUCGAGUGCUUUCACAGCAGGUAGAAAUCUCGAAUCUCUCGAUAGAAAGGAGAAGUUUCAAUGUUCGAUCUGAAAUGGUCAUACUUCCUCUAGAAAAAUCGCUUCAUCACUUGGAUCUUCAUAUUGGAGAAUCGUCGCUUCUUCCAAAUGAGAUUCCAGGAUCCACGAGUAAAAUCACAAUAAAUGGAAUAGAAUGUGAAUAUACAAGAAGGCGACAUUUGAAAGAUGUGACGGAGGCUAUUGAAGGCCAAUUAGAUACGAAGAAUAUUCCAAGUUUAGAGACGAAACUGAAUGAGAAACUACAGGAAAAUGACUAUGAAUUACAAAUUACUGUUCCGAAAGAUCUCAAGAAACGAAUGAAACACAGGAAAGCAGUUCGAUUACGAGUGGAUACUGUAGUUCAACAACCGACACGUGGAAUUCAAUUCGUUGAUUUUACGGGCGGUCGGAAAGAUGAUGUUCACGUGUUCACCUACCAUACACCAUAUCUAUCCGGUGCCAGAGAAUGGACAGUUUGUCUAGAUGAACCUGAACAACUGUCUCUUUGGGAAUUAACAUUUGAGUUGGAUCCAGAAUUAGUUCCAGUGUUUUCUGGAGAGCUGACAGAGAAACGACUAAAAAAUGGAAAGAUUCGAUAUAGAUUUCAUCAGACAGUACCAACGGAUGCAUGUAAUAUAGGAUGGGCAAUUGGAAAGUUCAGAAUGGAACCUCAUCCGGAAUCACCUACGAUUUAUACCUUCUCACUUCCUGGUCUCGAACCAUUCGUCAAUCACACGACGAUGUAUCUGGAUAAAAUGGUUGAAUUUCUCGAGGAGAAACUCUCCUGCCGAUUUCCAUUUCCCACUAUGAAAGUGGUGUUCGUCGAUCAAUCCACAGAAGAAAUUCAAGUGUACAGUUCGCUUCUCAUCGUUCCAACAUCUCUUCUCUAUCAUAAAAAGAUUAUCGAUGUCGUACAGGAGACGAGACAAAAGCUGAUUCAAGCGAUCGCUCAGCAGUUUUUUGGUUGCUUGAUUUCACCGGGACACUGGUGGCACUGGUGGAUUCCUCAAUCUCUUGCUAGAUUCUUGACAAGUCUUUAUGUGGAGACAAAACUUGGAACAGCUGAAGCGAGAUGGCAAUUGAAGAGAGCAAUGGAUGAUGUGUGUGAUUAUGAGCAUCAGUGGGGAAAGAUUAUUCUGUCGCCGGAUCAAAUGGAGAAUAAGAAGUUGUCACUUCACGUGGAUCCACGGAAUGAAUACACGGCAUCUCCACUCUACGUCGACGCAAUGCUGAAAAAGGGAUUCCUGACGAUGAGGAUGCUUCAGAAGAGAAUAGGACUGGAACCGUUCAUGAGAGUUCUUCAUCGUCUAUUAACUGUUGGAUUGGAUAUGAGUGAGAAGAAGACAACGCCUGCUGCAUGGAGACACCUUUUGAUCUCUACUGAAGCAUUCUUUCGAAGUGUCAGCUCAGUGACUGGAAGAGAGAUUCCUACUUUUCUAGAACAAUUUGUACGGACAGGUGGACAUGCUGCAUUUUCUGUCAAAUUCGAUUUCAAUCGAAAACGGAAUAUAGUGGAGAUUGAAGUGAAACAGGAUGAUACGGAAGGAAAUGGACGAACACAGUAUACUGGACCAUUGUCUGUAGUUGUGCAGGAAGUUGAUGGUGCUUUCAGUCAUACGAUACAAAUUGAUGGAGCCAUUUCUCAUGCUGAAAUAUCUUGUCAUUCGAAGGGAAGAAAACAGAAAAAGAAGAAAGUUCCGAUAUUAACUGGAGAGGAAAUCGAAAUCGAUCUGACUAAUAUGGACGCAGAAUCCCCUAUUCUUUGGCUUCGAAUUGAUAAUGAUUAUCUGCUUAUACGCGAAAUUUCAAUUAGUCAACCAAUGUUCCACUGGGAAUACAUGCUGAAAUAUGAACGAGAUGUGAUCGCACAAAUGGAGGCGUUGGAGAGAAUUCAGGCACUUCCGUCAGCUCAUAGUCGAAGUGUUAUAGUGGAUGCGGUGUCAAAUGAGAGAUUCUUUUAUAGAAUUCGAUGUCGAGCUGCUUUCGUUCUCACCUCGGUUCAAAAUCGAAAAUCCGAAGCGAUAGCUGUUGGGACACCGGUUCUCAUCAACAUGUUUCGAGAAAGUUUCGGUUGUAAAUCUUCAACCAACAUUCCGAAACCCAAUAAUUUUGUGGUGACAGCUCAAAACCUUCAACAAUAUUUCGUUAUGCAAUCUCUUCCACAAGCCAUUUCACGUCUUCGAAAACAAACAGGAGAAUGUCAUGAAGAUGUUCAAUCAUUCCUUCUGGAUCUUAUCAAAUUUAACGAUAACUCAACGAAUCGAUAUUCGGAUGAUUUCUAUCGUGCUUCGCUGUUCAACUCGCUUGCUGCGAGUAUCCAUCCAUCAGAAUUCCUUCCAUUUCGAGUCGAUCUUCCCGAGAAUUUGAGCAGCGAAUUCCGAGUUCUAAUCAAAGAAUUCACGUAUGCACUCAAUAUGGAUACAGUCAAUCCAUCAUAUGGCCGUGUUGUUGGAAUCGCAGCACUAUCUGGAUUGUAUCAACUACAAAAGUGUGGAUAUCUUCCACUGGAUUCAAAGUUGUUAUGGGCAUUCGCUCAUAGGAAUUCGUGUGUUCAAAUGAGAAGAUGUGCAGUCACUCUGAUUAUUGAUCGAAUUGUAAAUGAUAUUCAUGCAGUCGACACGAAGAUGUAUGAUCUUUCGAUGCUUCUGAAUCUCGUUUUGACUGAAAAGGAUCCCUCGAUUCGAAUGUUAAUUCCAAAGUUGUUAGCUCAAACCCCUCCAUUUGGAACUUAUAAUAACACAGUAUUCGGUUCCGAUAACCCUUGCAAUACGCCUGAAAUCGCUGAAAAACUAUGGUCACUUUGUACGAAUCCACAAUUAGACGGUUGUAUUCGAAGUGGUUUCCUUGAUGUCUACUACUCUCUGUAUGCUCUCGGAACCCCACCAGCAAUCGGAGGACCGGAUGAAUCUAUUGGAAUACAUCGUGCAUAUGUCACUGUUCCGAAUGCUGCUUCCACUUUUGCAACGUCACAAUGGCAUAACAGUGGGUAUGAGGCAGCGAGGAGAUCACCGCCACGAAGAGAUUUCGGAGAUGAAAUGAUGAAUUUAAUGCAUUAG
Messenger RNA from Caenorhabditis remanei, 3279 nucleotides. RefSeq lists its product as uncharacterized. The record is from RefSeq and is a predicted model, not a curated record. The transcript has 6 exons. The coding region runs from base 1 to 3279 and encodes 1092 amino acids. NCBI's taxonomy places the organism in Eukaryota, Metazoa, Nematoda, Chromadorea, Rhabditida, Rhabditidae. Gene Ontology annotation, biological process: transcription initiation at RNA polymerase II promoter. Gene Ontology annotation, molecular function: zinc ion binding; RNA polymerase II general transcription initiation factor activity; chromatin binding. Gene Ontology annotation, cellular component: transcription factor TFIID complex.